Tetrapisispora phaffii CBS 4417 is the source of this 2178-nucleotide messenger RNA. It is a transcript of the gene DEF1, whose product is annotated as DNA damage-responsive RNA polymerase-degradation factor DEF1. The transcript has a single exon. Lineage: Eukaryota; Fungi; Ascomycota; Saccharomycetes; Saccharomycetales; Saccharomycetaceae. The coding region runs from base 1 to 2178 and encodes 725 amino acids. Gene Ontology annotation, molecular function: ubiquitin binding. The record is from RefSeq and is a predicted model, not a curated record.
AUGUCGUCACAGUAUAGGAGGUCGAAUACACACAGCAGUCGUAAUAAUUCUCACAAUUCUCACAACAAUAGUAAAAUAGAUUCACAAACUAAAUUCAAAAUCGAAACACUAUCCGAAUUAUUUCCAGACUGGACAAAUGAUGAUUUAAUCGAACUAGUCCAAGAAUUCGAUGAUUUAGAAACGAUAAUUGACAAAAUCACUUCUGGUGCCGUUACUAAAUGGGAUGAAGUUAAAAAACCAACAAAGAAAGAAAAACAGGAGAAAAAGGAACUACUAUUACAACAACAGCAACAGGAAUUGUUAAACAAUAUACAAGAUAAUAAUACUCAUAACAGUCAUGGCAGUGCAACUGCCUCUAGUGCAAACAACAGUGCCUCUUCUAAUGGUGCCGGAAGCGCUUCGUCGGCUUCUAAUGCGAAUAAUGAAAACAACACAUCAAAUACACAUACAUCGUCAAAUACAGUAAGAGAACAUAUUUCUUCGUCAGUGCAUUCAUCAAAUAACAAUUCUUCAUCGUAUCAUGGCGGUCAUCACGAUAAAAACUCAAACAAUGCAGGUUCUUAUAACAAUAGAUAUUCCUCAGCAAAUCCUAACGUGAGAAAUAAAAGAGUCCCAUAUAAUAACAGCACAAAACAUAGCGAAAAACUAGUCGCUAACGCAACAGUAAAGACAGCUAGCAGCACUUCUUCACAUGCAACUUCGAAUGGUGGUGCUGCCUCUUGGGCUGACAUUGCCAAUAAGAAAGAUGUAUCGACUAAAAAGAAUAUUGACCAACAACAAGGACAACAACAAUCUUUUGCUGAGAAGACUGAAGCCGAAAUUAAAAAAUCACAGAAUGAACAAAUUGAUGAAGGAGAAGUGCAAAAAACAUCGAAAAAACAAGAAUUCUUACCAAUUAAACAAACUGAAGAAUCUCAAGAUUCUGCAAAGCCAAAGAAGAUGUCAUGGGCUGCUGUCGCCGCUCCUAAACCAAAACCUCAAAAGAAGAAGGAAUCUCCUUUGGAUGAUGUCGACGCUUUGAGAGAAGAAGUUGAAACUAUUGCAAGUGAAGAGAUCGUAGUCAAGGAAGAAACUUUCAUUGAAAGUGCCAGCCAAGUUCAAUCCGAAUCCCCUUCCAACGUUGAACAAUCUGUUCAAGAAACUUCUACUAUCAAUAAGAAUAUAGAUGUUACUGAAUCUCCAGCUGCUAUUUCUAUUCAAAAGACUGUUGUUUCAGAGACCGUUGAAACUGAAAAAGAAAUCGACCAACCUCAAUUACAACAAUCCCAUGAACACACUGCAGUUAAACCUGACGCUCAAAUCGAACAAUCUAUGGAACAAUCUCUAGAUAGAACUACUGAACAAGCUCAACAACAAAACUUGUAUCAACAAGGUCAGCAAACUCAACAUGGUCAACAACAAUAUGGUAUGCAACACUCCAAUGAAGCUGCUGCUGCCGCUGCUGCUGCCGCUGCCGCCCAACAACAGCAAUACUUUAUGUACCAAAACCAAUUUCCAGGUUAUUCUUACCCAGGCAUGUACGACACCCAAAACUAUGGUUACGCUCAACAGCAAUACCAACAACACAUGGGUCAAAAUACUCCUGUUUCUUCUGGUAACGCCGCUCAAGGUACUCAAUAUGAUAUGCAACAAAGAUACGGCCAAACUGCCAACGCUUCUGCUGCUACUGAAAUGGGCAAUGCUACCGAUUCUCCCACUGCUGCCAACAUUCAAUUACAACAACAACAACAACAACAACCAUACGGUGGUUCCUUCAUGCCAUACUAUGCUCAAUUCUACCAACAAUCCUUCCCAUAUGCUCACCCACAAUACAACAUGGGUGGCCAAUAUCCUUACCAAGUUCCAAAGAGUGGUUAUCAACAAUAUUACCAACAAGGUGUCCAGGGUGCUCAAGGCGCUCAAGGCGCUCAAGGCGCUCAAGGUGCUCAAGGCGCUCAAGGUCAACAGGCUGGGCAACAAGCUGAAGAUCAAUCACAGCAACAAUCUCGUCAACAUGCUGCUGCCUCUCAACAAAAUCAACAACAAGGUCUGCAACAAAUGACUCCACAAGAAAUGCAAUAUCAACAAUAUUACCAAUACCAACAACAACAAGCACAACAGGCUGUUAAUGGUCAACAGCCAUAUGGUUACAGUUCUGGUUACGAUUAUACAUCUCAAACUUCUAGAGGCUUUUACUAA